AUGCGAGCUCUGUCUGCAUCUACUGUGAUCUGUAGUUCCAUCGGUUUCCUCAAUCACGUCAUCCCCUACGAAUUCUUGCCACAGAGCCCUAUCUUUGGUCGGAUUGUGUGCCAUCUCUGGAGUAGCCGCUAUAUCUUCGACGUCUCCUACAUAUUUAGCGCUCUGAUCCUGAACUUCUUGGUGGGAAACAGGGCAAUUCAGAUUACCCACGGAUACCAGUACUCCUUCUCCCCUUCUCUUUUCUCCGAUCUCACUUAUUUACUGAUUUUAGGUCUCAGUAGUGUCCUCAGUAUUCUGUGCCAGGCAUUUGUGGUGGGAUGGAAUGGCAUGUAUUGCAUGUGCCUUGAAAAGGACAUUGCCUACUGGGCCCUCGUCGCUGCUUACAUGGGGACAUUUGUACGCUUCGGUCUGGCCGUAGUCAUCAGUCCCAUUAUCUUGGGCAUCUCCUGUUACAAGAUUGUCCAGUGGGUGCGAAACACACCAGCAGGGGAACUUUUGGACACCUGGAAUGGUCUGGUUCUUCCUGGGACUUCAGCGGAGCAGAUGGUGGAACUACUUCGACCGCGUGGUUGGAUGACAGCAUCCAUGUGCACUGUACCCCUAUCACUUAACUUUCUAGCAUUCAGCCUCUACAACACGACGUAUCAGUUUAGCUGUGCAAUAGGGUUGUGCACGUUGGUAAUCAAUAGUGUGUCGGAUAGGGUUGGCACUCUGCUUCUUUACCAUCAAUUGCUCCUCUUCCCAGUCAUCAUCGCUGUCUACAUUCCAGCGCUGAGGGCGCCAUGCAUGCGAGUCUGGAAGCGACUCAUCUCCAAGCUAGCUGAGGAUGUAUCAAAAAUGACUCAAACUGAGAUAAGCGAUCAACACAUGCCCGACGCAACGAGUGCUGAUAGAGAAUGCACUGUGCCAUGA
Molecule: messenger RNA, 912 nt
Organism: Spirometra erinaceieuropaei
Lineage: Eukaryota; Metazoa; Platyhelminthes; Cestoda; Diphyllobothriidea; Diphyllobothriidae
Source: the annotation of a GenBank genome assembly